CCAGUAUAUUCUAAUGAUUCGUGUUCACCUUAUUUCCAGAAGGAUUCUCAAAGUGCGAAAUUGAAAUAGCGAAGGUGUCUCUGUUCCAUAAAAACAUAUGAAGCAUCUUAUUUUGAAAUUUUUAUGCAAUUAAUAUUUGUAAAAUUGAUCGACAAUCGAAGUUAAAUUAUUCUUUGAGGAAAUUUGACGUCGAGCAACUUUUUUAUAUUAUAAUCAUCCAUAAUGGUUUCGACAUGGGAAGAUUUCUAUGCGAAGCAUCCACCUCCUCAGGAUUUGGAGCAAAAUGAACAGGCAUUGAAAGAAUUCACCAAGAAGCAUUUCGAAGCGGGUAACAAAGUGGUAUUGGUAACGAGCGGAGGUACAACGGUACCUUUAGAACACAAUACAGUAAGAUUUGUAGACAAUUUCAGUGCAGGCACAAGAGGAUCAGUUUCAGCAGAAUACUUUUUGGAGCAUGGAUAUGCAGUUAUUUUUAUGUAUAGAAUCAAAUCCUUGGAACCAUUCUCAAGACAUUUUAUGGGACAGAAAUUUUUAGAUUUACUUCAACUAUCAGACAAUGAGAAUCCUGUUAUUACAGUCUUACCAGAAUAUACACAGAAGGUAGCAAUAGUAUUGCGAAAAUAUAGAGAGGCAUUUGAUCAAAACAAAUUGUUGCAACUUACUUUUACAACUCUCUCCGAAUAUCUCUGGCUGCUUCGAUCUGCCUGUCAAGCAUUAGCGCCUUUGGAGAAUAAAGCUAUUUUAUAUUUAGCAGCAGCAGUUUCAGAUUUUUACAUUCCUUCCAAUGAGAUGUCAGUACACAAGAUUUCUUCGACUGGACCACCAACUAUAUCUCUUCAAUUAGUACCAAAGAUUUUAGCUCCAUUAGUUAGUUUAUGGGUACCAAAGGCAUUUGUAAUUUCCUUUAAAUUAGAAACCGAUGAAAGCUUGCUGAUUUCUAAGGCAAGGACUGCCCUCAAUAAGUAUCAUCAUAAUCUUGUAAUAGCUAACAUAUUGCAAACUAGAAAGCAACAAGUGAUAAUUGUUAGCAAGGAAAAUAAUUACGUUCUAUCUCUUACAAACGAACAGUUAAAUAAUGGUAAUGAAAUUGAACAAUUAAUCGUAAAUGAUCUCGUUGAGAAGCAUGCAAAGUUUAUACAGUCUAAAGAAAUUAGUUGAUUAACUUAUUUUUUUAAGCUAAUACUUAAUAUAUUUUAAUUAAUUUUAUUUAUAAGAUAUACAUUUUGAAAGUGAAAAGAUGUUACAAUAUCACAAUUAGAUGAGGUUUGAUAUAAUAGAAUAUUUAAUAC
Pogonomyrmex barbatus (red harvester ant) is the source of this 1289-nucleotide messenger RNA. RefSeq names its product phosphopantothenoylcysteine synthetase (gene Ppcs). Lineage: Eukaryota; Metazoa; Arthropoda; Insecta; Hymenoptera; Formicidae. The record is from RefSeq and is a predicted model, not a curated record.